CAGAGAUGAAACACUGAGUUACUUGACCACAUUUGAAAAAACAAAACCGGACCGAGACCACCACCUGGAAAGACAAGCAGAAUGUCUGAGGAACUCUUGGCAGAAAUAUAAGGCGUGCUAGAUAAAACUGGGGACAUCACCCAUCUGCUCCAAAAGCAGAAAACUAAUCCUGUAAAAGUGAUGAUAUGAAGAUAGAAAAUUGUGGGAAUGAGAUUGAGUUGAGGAGAGAUUAUUAAGAUCAGUUUAAUGUUGCUGCCAUGUGGCAGUUGGUUGGCACUCCUCUGGCAAGUUUAGGGCUGUUUGCUUCCAUAGUCACAUUGUGUGAAAGAGAAGAAAAAUGCGAUUUGUAAGUUGAAUGGUACCUUGAAUGUCUGAAAGAUCUGGAACAUUUUCAACAACAAGUGUUGAAUGGACUUUGUAGCUGAAAGUAUGAAUGAGUAGAUAAGAAUUGAAAAAGCACAAAAAGUGUGAAAAUGUUUACAUUCUGAACAUUUCCCUCCUUUCAUUUCAAUGGAGCAAAAAAAACGAGGGGUAAACGUUGAAUAUUUCGAAAAGUACGACAGUUAUGAAAAAGUUGAAUACAAGCCGGAAUGUUCUAUAUUGAGCUGAACAUUUUGAUGUUUGAAUGAAGUUUCUACUGUAGGUUGAAAAAUGUGGAAAGGAGAAAAUGGGCCAAAACCUAUUUUUUUGUAGAAAUUCAUGUGUUGGGGUUAGUGAGCAUGUGAGCAUUCACACCAAUAAUUCAGUGAAAAAGAAGUGAGGAAUUGAAUUAGUCUCAAGUGAAAUAUUGCGCAUAGAAGUUAAACUCAAAAUGGGGCGUAACAGUCGCAAAAGUUUUUCUUUUCUUAAAAAGUGAUGACCACUGUCUGUCUGAUGAGCAUCAAGUCUAACUUACCUUUAAGUUAGACUUGAUUUAAGGCUGAUCCUCUUCCUGGAACAAGUUAUUAGAUUAUAGAAACUGGGGAAGCAUCUCUAAACCCGCAGAUCCCACACACAUUGCAUCACCGUCAGGCUGAGGUUUGUGUUUUUGUGUUUGAAAAGAAAACAAAGAAAGAUUUUUUUUUAAAACUGCACAGUAACACAGGGCUCCUCUUGCUGGAACAAGUCAUCAUCUCUGCAGUUUGAAGAUGGGUGGGAGCAACAUGUAGUGAAGUUUGAGAGCUGUUGUUGAGAUCAGAGCUCAGACUACAGUUCCACUUCUAGGACACUGAAACUCAUACGGUCGUUCGUCGCUGAUAGGGUAAAUGGCGCAGGGGGGACUUCAGCUGCAGGAGGAAACCUUCGCUUGUUCCAUCUGUCUGGACCUACUGGUGUAUCCAGUGACUAUUCCCUGUGGACACAGCAACUGUAUGAGCUGUAUUAAAGUCCUCUGGGACAUAGAGGGUGAGGAGAUAAUCCACAGCUGCCCUCAGUGUAGGGACACCUUCACACCGAGGCCUGUCCUGGGGAAAAACACCAUGUUAGCUGAUUUAAUGGAGGAGCUGAAGAAGACUAGACUCCAAGAUGCUUCUGCUGAUCACUGCCCUGCUGGAGCUGAAGAUGUGGCCUGUGAUGUUUGCACUGGGACAAAACGGAAAGCUGUCAGCUCCUGUUUGGUUUGUUCGGCCUCUUAUUGCGAGAAACACCUUCAGCCCCAUUAUGAUGUACCUGGCUUAAGGAAGCACAAGCUGUUGAAGGAUGAGCUCUUCACUGAACGGACCCAUCUGGCGGAGAAAAGAAGCUCCGACGGGAAGCAGGAGAUCAGAUCCCAGCAGAAAGCUGAGGCGAGUCGAGUCAAAGAGGCGAAGCCGAGGCUGAAGAGGAGAGACGCUGAACCGAGGCAGCUCUCGCACACAGAGGACCGCAACUGGUUUCUGCACAGCAACCCCUCGCCGUCACAACCAGAGCCCGCGACCAGAGCUGAAUUCUUACAAUAUUCACAGAAAAUCACACUGGAUCCAAACACGGCAAACACACGACUGUCAUUAUCUGCAAGAAACAGAAAAGUGACAGCACUGAGAGAAGAACGGCUUUACGCCCCCAACGGAGACAGAUUCACUUCAUCCGACACCAUGACCCUCCUCCACAGAGUCCAGACCACAUUCACUCAGCCUCUCUGCGCUGGAGUUUGUCUUCACGAUGUAGGAUUCACAGCCGAGUUCUGCAAACUCAAGUAGACUUGAGUCAUUUAAAGAGCAGUGAGUUUAAACCCCGUGAUCAAACCAUUAACUCCCUCUAUCUCCAUGUUUGUUGCUCAAAGCUCUCUGCUGUCGUGACAUUGUCGAGAUCAGCCGCCAAUCAAACACUGUGGGCGGUACUCCGACGUCUCCUCGUUCAUUGUUCUGUUGCUGUUUGUAGUUUUUCGAGGCCGAGCUGGAUCUCACUGCUCGUGACGAUGUUCGUUCACCUCCACUGACUUUUUCUCCACAUGAGAGUUUUUAUACAAAUGGUAAUGUGACUCAAGGUUCACAAGGUUUAUCUCUUGUUGAUGCUUUUAUGUGUAAAAUUGUUUGGACACUGAAUAACAGAACUAAAACCGUUGAUGUGAUGAGAGCUGACCACUGAAGUGUGGUUCCAGUAGUUGUUAUAGCUUAAAUUGUUUUAAUUUUGCUCAACUGCUGUUUUUGCUUUGUAAUGCUCUAAAUAACGUUGGGUCAAAAUAUCUUUCUUUUCUGCAGCUACAUUUUAAAUCUCCCAGAAGUGUCAGGUGUUGGACAGUUUUCUCCAAGGUUAAAAAAAAAUGCAAGAUGCAGUGCCCAGUUUUUGUGCACCACACAUUACUUUAUAGUUCUGCCUUUUCUUUAAUUAAAUCUGUGGCUGUUUUACAUAUAUAUAUAUUAUAUAUAUUACAUUAUAAAUCUCACUGCAUUUAUUCUUUUAUUUUUUUCUAUUCUGUUUUGUUC
Molecule: messenger RNA, 2882 nt
Organism: Scophthalmus maximus (turbot)
Lineage: Eukaryota; Metazoa; Chordata; Actinopteri; Pleuronectiformes; Scophthalmidae
Product: E3 ubiquitin-protein ligase RNF135-like
Exons: 3
Coding region: 1245-2156 (303 amino acids)
Source: RefSeq, a predicted model, not a curated record